Bursaphelenchus okinawaensis is the source of this 13653-nucleotide messenger RNA. Lineage: Eukaryota; Metazoa; Nematoda; Chromadorea; Rhabditida; Aphelenchoididae. The record is from the annotation of a GenBank genome assembly.
AUGAAGAUACGACAUGUUUUGGCAUUAUGGCUAAUUUUGAAAACAUUUUGUACUACACAAUCGGAUUUGGUCAGAAAGUGUGAUGGUAACUAUUGUUUUAAUGAUGGACAUUGUUAUUUGACGAGUGGUGAGUUUAGACUUAGCUCUAGACCUUUUCACUAUCUGUUGCCUUGCCUUGCCUUGCCUUGCCUUUCCUUUCCUUGCCAUGCCUUGCCUUGCUUUGCUCUGCCCUGUCCUGCUUUGCCCUGUCUACUACUGCUUUACUUUGCUUUGCCGUGAACUGUCUUGCCUUGCCUUGUCUAACCCAUUACCUGUACCUACCAAAUCCUACCCUACGACGCCCUCCUCUGCCCUACCGUACUCUAAUUUACUGUAGUUUACUCAUAAUUGUUAAUUUUAACUUCCAGCCGCUCAAUCCUCAGCCAAAUGUCCUCACGGCUUUUACUCGGAACCUGACGAAACUUGUCUUCAACAUGUUCAAGUUCGAAAAACUUUUGUCGAUGCCAACAAGUUUUGUCAACAACAUUACAAUGGUCAUCUUGUGUGGAUGAAAAGUCUGGAAAAGAGGAGUUUUGUUGAGAGUUUAAUGACGAAAGACGUCUGGAUUGGUGCACAAAGAGACAAAAAUGGGCUAAGAUGGUACCCAAAUGGUACUCGGGCUAAACUUGAGGUCGUGGAUGGGACUGCUGAGAGGAAUAGUAGGUUUUUGCCAUUUUUUGUUUUGUAAAGAAAGUUCUUGCAAUUUUUUGAUUUGUAAAGAAAGUUCUUGCAAUUUUUUGAUUUGUAAAGAAAGUUCUUGCCAUUUUUUAGUUUGUAAAGAAACUUCUUGCCAUUUUUUGUUUAGUAAAGAAAGUUCUUGCUACUUUUUGUUUUGUAAACAAAGUUCUUGCAAUUUUUCGAUUUGUAAAAAAACUUUUUGCUAUAUUUCAGUUUCUAAAGGAAGUUCUUGCCAUUUAUUUUGGUGUGGUUGGCGUAUUUUACAGUUAAUACCUAAAUUUCUAGGUCUUCAAUGUACAGUCUUCUACAGUAACUACGGUGAUUCAAUCGUCACUUCUGAAUUCUGUGACGAACCUCACGAAUUUCUUUGUGAAUCAGGUAUCGCACAAUUUGAAGGUGCUGAGGAUUGGCUACGACAAUGUUCUUGUCAAGAAGGAUUUACCGGUCGAUUUUGUGAAAGGGUCAGUGGGAAUGGAGAUGGCUUAGAUUCUGAAGGCCAUAAGGAUGGUGAGCAAGAUUUUGAUGGGCAUAACGGUGAGCAAGGUUCAGAAGGCGAAGAAAAUAGUGGUAAAGGGCAAGAAGAUUCUGGAGGGCAAAAAGAAUUAUGUGCUAACGACGUAUUUUACGAAAAAUGCGAUGGAAACAAAGUUUUGGACAUUGAUUAUGCUGUUUAUGGGUACAGUCCGGUAAGUUAUUUUAUUGUUUUAAGUAGGAUGCUUCUCUUAUAGUAGUAAGUGGAGUACGCUUUGAGCUGGACAGCUAUUUUUUGAAUGGGGAGGGGAGGCUAGAGUAAAAAUUUUUUUUUUGGUGUAGGGUGGGUUAGAGUAGACCGAGGUAGUGAAGGGUAGGGGGGUAGAAAAGUAUAGUUAGUGGUAUGGUGGAGCAGGGUAAGAACAGUUAGUGAAGGGUGAGGUAGGGCAGGGUAGGGUAGGAUUUUGGAUGGUAGGGUAGGGUAGAGUAGGCUAGGGUAGGGUAGAGUAGGGUAAGAUAUAUAAAGGUAGAGAGGGGUAGUACAGGGUACUUGAACGGUUUUUCGAAAAAAAAAUUUUUGGGAUGUGGGGUUCAGGGGAAAUAAAUUUUUUUUGAGUUGGGCUGAAGAAGAAAAACAUUUUCCUAUUAAACUUGAUCUUAUUAUAGCAAUUCAACUACUCUAAACUGUGCAUAUUGACGUCCAACUUGGCUGAAGACUGCAUUGAAGCUGCCAGUUUGAUUAAAAUGAUUCAAAGGUAGGCCUACUAUCAUUUUCUAUAUUAUCAUAAGAAUGGAGUAUUACCUAAAAAUGCAUCGAAAAGUUUUAGCCAUAAAUUCCAAGUUUUUCAGAUGUAAAGGACGCCAAGAAUGUAAGAUUAGUCGAAUGGACGAUCUCUUUGGUCAUCCAGCUUGUUCAAAUGGGGCCAGGCUUAUGUACCGAACUAGUUGUGUUGAAAGUAAGCUUCUUGAUUCAUUUUUAAGUAAAUCAUAUAUUUUUUGCUUUGUUUUGCAAUGGGAUUAGUAGGACGGUAAAGAUUAUUGUGUAAAAUACGUUUGUCUUUUUGGGAUACAUUCAGGGUUCUCAAGGGCUGCUGAGUUGGCUUUGGGUCCUCGGAGUUGAAUUUUUUUUUAUAAAACAUGUUUUAAAAAUAGACUUUUUGAUAUUUCAGGAUCUACUACAACAUGCAAAAAUGGAAUGAUUCAAUUGAACGAUCGUUGCAUUGAGAUAUCGAACAGCAAAGACAAAAUGUCAUACGAAGAUGCGAGAGCAGAGUGUACGCAAAAGGUAAGUUGGGAGUAGACUGGUUAGGAAAUAAAGAAACGGGCUGUGUGGGUCCGGUCUGGUCAUACGAUGAGCGGGGCCGGCUUUGAAUUAAAGAUGUUUUUUAAAACGGACCGGACCCAAAAAUUUGAAGUUUGGACCGGACCGGUCCGGGCAAAACACUGGGUGCGGUAGGUUAUGGUAGGGUAGACUAGACGAGGCUAUUCUAGUCUAGGGAGGCAGGGUAGGGUAGGGUGAAGUAAGGUAGGGUAAGAUAGGAUAGGGUAGGGUAGGGUAAGAUAGGAUAGAGUAGGGUAGGAUAGGAUAGGGUAGAGUAGGGUAGGGUAGGGUAGGGUAGGGUAGGGUAGGGUAGGGUAGGGUAGGGUAGGGUAGGGUAGGGUAGGGUAGGGUAGGGUAGGGUAGGGUAGGGUAGGGUAGGGUAGGGUAGGGUAGGGUAGGGUAGGGUAGGGUAGGGGGGUAGGGUAGGGUAGGGUAGGGUAGGGUAGGGUAGGGUAGGGUAGGGUAGUGUAGGGUAGAGUAGGGUAGGGUAUUUACAAGAUAACUUGCUUUUUGAUUUCAGGGUGGAGACCUAGCAGUACCAACUGAAUUAAUAAACUUCUCGGAGCUUCUAAAAUCAAUCAAGCCCUUACCAUCUUCUGAAUAUUGGAUUAAUAACUCGACCGAAACUUUCAAUUACAUUGGACCAAGGAAGGCGGAAUGUUUUACAGCAUCAUGGUGGAGCACCAACGUUGGCCAGGUACCAUGUUUUGCCAAUUUGGGAUGGAUCUGUGAAUAUGUUCCAAAUGGUACUGGUGAUCGAGUGAUUGGUACUAAAUUUAGGUGGGUUUUGGUCUUUUUUGGGUUUUUGGUACUAAUUGAAAGGGUUUUUAGUACUGAUGGUACAAAGAUGGAAAAAAGUUUUAAAGUAGUUCUAAUGAUACUAUUUUUGAAAAAUAGUGUUGGUGUUACUAUUUUUAAAAAAAAAAAUGCUAUCGGUACCAUUUUGUAAAAAUGGUGCUAUUGAUACGCAGAAGGUAACAAAAGGGCUUUAAAUUUCUUUUUGUGUUACAGUAACUUAAAAACGGUCUUGGUCAAAAUAGAAAAAUUUUUUAGUGUUAUAAGGUAUUAUAGUACUGUUUGUUUAAAAAAUGUUUCAAAAGCACGAUUAUUACGUAAAAAUGUUGUCUGUUUGUGUUGGCUUAACCAAAUAUCACCACGCAUUUAGCCUAAAGGCUCGGCUGUCUAACAUUGAGCUGAUCUUAAUUUUGUUCAAAUAUACCCAGCGCAGAGCUUCAGCUUUAUCUUAGUCUUAGCCCAGAGCCCUAGCUCAGGACCCUAGUCCAGAGUCUUAGCCCAGAACCCUAACUCAGAACUCAGAACGCUAGCCCAUAGUCCUAGCCCAGAGCCCUAACCCUAGCCUAGAGCCAUAACUCAGAGCUCUAUCCCAGAGCCCUAGCCCAGAGCUUUAGCCGAGAGCCCUAGCCCGGAGCUUUAGUGCCCUAGCCGAGAGCUCUAGUCGGGAGACCUAGCUUAGAGCCCUAGUCCAGAGUCCUAGCUUAAAACCUUAGCCCAUACCCCUAGCCCAGGGUAUUAACCCAGAGCCCUAGCCCAGAGCUCUAGCCCAGAGCCUUAGCCCAGAGCGUUCGCCCAGAGCCCUAGCUCAGAGCCAAUCUUUAGCCUCAGCCUCAAGUCUACUUCGACUUUUAUUAACGCCUUUGCCUUUUUCUUUACCCCUCUUCUUACCUUUAACAUGCCCUAUUUUUACCCCACUCUACUCUACCAUUCCCUAUUCUUACCCUUACAUUUACUCUUAAUUUACCCUUACUUUUUUUUACUUUAUUCUAUUGUACUUUACCAUGCCCUUUUUUUACCCUACCUCUUCCCUAUACCACUUACUCUCAAAAUUUCAAAAAUUUGCAUUUAGUCUACCUAGUAUUGAUUUUUCCAAUUUUUUAAAAGCUUUCAUUGUUUUGUAAUCCAACUCCUAAAACUAUAAUAUUUAUAUUGUUUACCCUAACGCAUCAUACAUCUUAUGACUUGCACCACCACUUUAAUAACCAUUAUUUGGAUUAGACGGCUAAAAAUGGCAGCCCAAAUGCAAUUGCAGCGUAAUGACCGGAAAUUAAGAAUAAAAAAAUGAAAAUCAAAUUGGACUGGUAGGAAAUGGAAGGAUGAGAUAGUCGAGACGUAGUUUUAGGGAUGAUAAUAUAGGAUAUGUCGGGAGGGUAAUUUGCGUUUGAAAGGGGGGGGGAUGUAAUUUUUUUUUGAGUGUUUAGGACAGUGUAUGGGAGGAGGAGGGUGGUGGGCUUUGGCUUAAGUCUGUAAAGAUCAAAUUUGUUUUAAACUUUUUACAAGCCAAAUCUUUCGUUGCGGGACCUAAAUUGUGCUCUUUUGUCUUGAUUUAAGCGCCGGCUCUCGUUUGUGAGCCUGGCUCCUUUUCUUCCUUGAGUUAGGUUACAACGGCUUAUCCUUUAUUUUGUUUUGAUUUUUUAAAACUUUCAAUAUAGAACAUAUUGAAGUAUCUUAUAAAAAACGCCUGCAAGAAAUAAGAACAGUUAAUUUGGUUCAAGAGCAUAACAUAACACUUUUUUAUUUCUUUUGUACGACAGUAAACAAACAUUGGCAAAAAACAAUGAUUUCAAGACUUUUUUAUACCGUAAAAAGCAAAAAAAUUUUAAAAUCCUUUUUUAAGUUUGUAUUUUUGUCUAAUUUUAAAUAAUAUUUAUAAUCUGUUAACAAUUUAACAAUAUGAUGACAUUUCGUCCAAUGAAUGAGGACUAAAGGAACAUGUGGUUUUUGAACGUAAUAUAUACAUAUCGUUCGUUAUAAUUACUAUGAUAUAUGGGAUUAAAAUGCGUAUUCUAGGGCUCAGGAUAGGGCUAGGGUUUAGUUUGUUGAAAUUUGUUUAAAAAUAAGGUUAUGAUUUUUUUUGGCGUGGCUAUGGUUUUGGUUAGACCAUAACCAAGUAAAUCUAAGGCUUAAGCUUCGGCACGGGUUAGAGGUAGCGUAAGAUACAGCUAAACUAGGUUAGGCCUGGCUAUACUAUGGCUAAAUCUUGAUUUAGGGCUUUACUUUGCUAUGAAAAGAGCUAUGGCUAGAACUAGGGCCAGGGCUAGAGCUAAGACUAGGGAUAAGAUUUUAGUUAAGGCUUGGGAUUAGGCUAGGGCUUAGGCUAGAGCUAAGGCUGGAGUUAAGACGUAGGCAAGCGUUAAGGCGGGCAGUACAGAGUGUGGCAGGGUAGAGUUAGGGUUGAUGAUUGAGCUAGGGCUUUGGGCUUUGUGCUAAGGUAGUGCUAGAGCUAGAGUGUGGCUAGCGUAGGGCUAGGAGACAACCCUUGAUUCUUGACCUAGUUUGCACUUUUAAAAACUUCCUUUCUAAUUUUUAUAAUAAGCUUAUCGUCUUUAAAUUUCAAAAAUUAUAUAAAUAUCUAACCGUCUUGCCAUUCCUUUUUUUAAUUAUUUGGACCUAUAUAAACGUUUUCGAACGUGAUUAUUUAUAAAAGGGAAUGAGUCAGUCCUCCUCGCGCAACUAUUUUUUAAAAAGAUUAAAUGGAGAAGAUCAAACAACGAAAUUCGCUGAAAAUAUUUGCUUACAGCGAACUCUUUUUCGUUACUGUCAUUUGUGGAAACGAUUUGUCAAAAAAGAACAGUGGCUUUUGGGAAAAUUUUGGGUUUACGUGAGUAAUGAGUAAAAGGGAAAGUUGGGGGUGGUUUUUGGGUUUUAAAUGGGAUGGAAGGGGGUAUGGAAGGGUAGGGUAGAGUAAGUGGAGUAAGGUAGGACUAAGUAGUACGGUGGGUAGGGUAUGGAAGUUAAAUUAAGGUUACUAUAAGAAGAGGUAGGGAAAAAAGGGAUGGGCAGGGUAGGGUUGGUAGGAUAGGUUAGAGUAUGGUAGUAAAAGUAAGGGUACGGAUAGACGAGGUAGUAUAGAACAUUUUGGGCAGGGAUGGCCAGGAAAAACCUGGAAUGUUUAGAAUAGAGUAGGAUAGGGUAUGGUGAGGCAAGAGUAGGUUAUGUUGAGGCAAGGAUAGGGUAUGGGAAAGUAAAGGUAGGAUAUUGUGAGACAAAGGCAGGGUAUGGUGAGAUAAGGGUAGGAUAUAGUAGCGUAGAGUAAGUAUAGUAACAUAGGAUCAAUUAGUACGCUGGGUUAUAUAAUAGUAGGGUAUGGUGGUUAAAGUAAGGGCAAGAUAGCCUAGGGUAUGGUAGGGUAGGGUAUGGUAGGGUGGUGUAGGGUAUGGUAAGGUAGGGUAUGGCAGGGUAGGGUAGGGUAUGAUAAGCUAGGGUAGGGUAACAUAAGGUAGGGUAGUAUAAUAUCGAAAACAACCUCAAAUCGUUUAGUUGUCGAUUAGCGUCUUUUAAUCGGAUCAAUCCUCAGAAAGUCACUUUCGAUUCACUCAAUCUUCCUUUUACCGUGAUGUUCUCUUUCAAAUAUUUUACUAUUUUCGGUGACGUAACAUGUCGUAAUCUGUCACGUUGGGAUUUUUUGUUGGGGUAAAGUAGGGUAUGGGUGAGUAAGGUAUAGUAGAGUAGGGUUAUGUAGGAUAGAUUAGGGUAGGAAUGGAUAAGGUAGAGUAGGGUAAGGUAGGGUCUGAGUUUUUUUACUUUACCAUAAGUCUAAGGUAGAAUACAACAAAGAAAGCUAGGCGAAGCAUUUUUAAGGUGGGCAGGGUAAAUCGUGCGCGUUAUUUUUUACAAUUACCGUUGUUUUACAGUACACUAUAGGUGACUAUAUGUCUUUCGUUUAAGAUAACAGUAUGUUAUUACCUCGACUUUUGGUUAUUUUACUAAUAAUUGCUUUGGCGAGCGGCCAACACGGCCAAAAAGAGUAAGAUUUUGAAUUAAUUUUACACUUUUUUUAAAAAUUUUUUUACUUUUUUUAGGUUACUUACAGUAGAAUAAAAUUCAUUUUUAAAAGAUUUUUUGGAAGUGUUUUGGGUUACUGUAACACAAAACGUGCAAAAACUGUUUUUAAAGAGCUGUGUGGUUAGAACGGGGCAGGGAUGGGUGGUAGGAAAGGGUAGGGUAAAGUAUGGUACGGUAAUUUUAAAUAAAAAUAUCGAAAAAUUUAAAUUUAGAAAGCAUGACAAGUCCUCAGGCCAAUCCUCAGAAGAAGUCAACCAAAGGUGUAGUAGUAUAAAAUUUCAUGGUAUGAAGGUUCCAGAAGCUAAUCUAUGUCAAAGCGUUGAGAUCAAUUGUCCAAAUGGGCUCAUGGGUAAGUAAAUUGCAAGAACUUUCUUUACAAAACAAAAAACGGCAAGGACUUUCUUUACAAAACAAAAAAUUGCAAGGACUUUUUUUCCAGGUAAAAUGAAGAUAAAUUGCUUGUGUGACAAGCCCAAAUGGCAUGGUUUGGACAACUUUUCUCAGUGUAUGUCACCAUCAAUAUCACCUUUAAGAGACCUUGUUCACAAUGGAGACCCAUACUUUACAAUUGGAAAGUUCGAACAUAACAUAUUUCAAUUAAUGGAGGCGAAUAAGCUGACUUCUGGAGACGUAUAUCAGUUCAUCGAAUCAGGAGAUCUUUUAAUGGCAAAAGCAAUGCAAAAUUUGCAUAAAGAGAAGGAUCAUGGAAGGAAGAAGAGCUACAGUGCCAAGUUUUCUAUGGUGAGUCUAGUUCCUGCUUUGCCCUGCCUUGAGCCCUAGCCCAGAGCCCUAGCCCAGAGCCCUAGCCCAGAGCCCUAGCCCAGAGCCCUAGCCCAGAGCCCUAGCCCAGAGCCCUAGCCCAGAGCCCUAGCCCAGAGCCCUAGCCCAGAGCCCUAGCCCAGAGCCCUAGCCCAGAGCCCUAGCCCAGAGCCCUAGCCCAGAGCCCUAGCCCAGAGCCCUAGCCCAGAGCCCUAGCCCAGAGCCCUAGCCCAGAGCCCUAGCCCAGAGCCCUAGCUUUGGCCGUGGCCUUACUUUAACUUUUCCUUUACCCUACUCUAGCCUUCGAUCUGUCCUAGACUUAUUGUAGCUCUACUGGAGCCAUCCUUUAGCUUUUCCCAACUUUCGUUCUGGCUCUGCGUUUGCCCACUUUAGCCUUACUCUAUUCUGGCCUUGCUUUAACUCUUCUUUAGCCCUAUCCUAGCCCUAUUGUUACCUACUUUGAUUUUAAAUAAAAAAAGUCUAAUUUUAGUCAAUUGGCAAGACUGGAGACUACCUUCUAGACAAGAGAGCAGAGCCCGCAUGGUUCAAUAUGACAGAUGAUAUUCGAGUGGAAAGAGCUGCUAGACUGAUGCAGCUCAUGCAAAAUAUGUUAGUCUUGAGGGCUAAUGGAGUGGAAUCUGGCCAUAAGGAGAAGUUCAAAUUUGGACAUUUUGGUGGGUUAAAUUUUUUAAAUUUUAAUUUAAAAAAAAUUUUUGAAUUUAAAAAUUUUUUUUUGAAUUUUGAAAUUUAAAUUUUUUUUAUUUUCAGCCUCAAACCUCGAAGUAAAGGAUGAAAUUCAGCACAACCCGGUACUCUCCACCUCCAGAAUCAUGGUGACUCACGACGAAUUCGAAAAGGAUUCAGAAGAGAUUCGAUUUGAUGGCUUUGACCGUGCCGUAAUGGACAUACCCUCAACUGACAUCUUGGGUUUUGCUGCCCAUGCCAAACAUCAGCCUAGGUUUGGCAUCUUCUCUAGGGUUAUGAAUCCUACUACGUUAAGUGGCAGUACGGGAAAUGGGCAUCAGAAGUCAUCUACAGGGAGAGGUGGAUUCAGAAGUUCCGGUACGGCGGAUAGGAAGCUGAAUCCAGAGGCCGAUGAGGGAUUCAGAAGCGAUGGCACGGUGAAUCAGAAUCUGAAUCCAGAGGCUGAUAAUGAAGCUCAAAAUGAUCAAGCUACUACAAUAUCGGACGAUGACAGUAAGAUCAAAGUAGGCCAAUUCAUGUUCAAAAACAUUGGCAAGUUGAUGACAAAUAAGGAGGACAAAAAGAGAGUCAACAGCUAUGUCAUUGGUGCGUUCGUCAACGACCCUGCCAUAUCAGUGGACUUGAUGAAUCAACAUGUCAACUUCACCUUCUAUCAUCUUGUUAAGGUAAGGGAGAUUUACGCUACUCUACCCUAUCUCACCUCACCGUACCCUACCCUACCCUACCCUACCCUACCCUACCCUACCUUACUCUACUCUACUCUACUCUACCGUACCCUACCCUACCCUACCCUACCUUACCCUACCCUACCCUACUCUAUCCUACCUUACCGUACCCUACUCUGCUUUUUCUUUCCCCGUUCUAUACUUGUCCUAGUCUUGCCCUCUCGUGUUUUUUUUGGCUUUGUCAUGUCCUGCCUUAUAUUGUUCUGCUCUGCACUGCACAGCUGUUCCCUGCCCUGUUUUGGCCCUGUCGUGCCUUGCCGUGUCUUACAUUAUACAAUUAUCUGCCCUGCCCUAUUGUGUCUAACCCUGCUCUGUCUUAAUGUGACUUAACCUGCUAUGCCCUGCAUUGACUUGCCCUACUCUUUUUUACCUUACCUUAACCUUCUCUACCAUACAUUAACUUAUCUUACUUUACCUUUUUCUACCCUACCUUAUUCUUCUCUACCCUCAUCUCCCUCAUCUAUUCUUCCUUCUACCUUGCCUUACCUUACCUUAACCUUCUUUACCCUGCACUGCUUUGUCUUGUCCUCCUACACUAGCCUUACCUUUGGAUCUAUACUUUACUCUUUCUUGUCUUAAGUUACUCAUCUCUACCCUGCCUUUCCCUACCAUGCCUUACCCUUACAAAAGAAUUAAUAGCAAUAACUUUCUUUACAAAUUUUAAAAAAAAUCAAAUUUUAAAAUUUACAGGAAGGCGUCUCAAACCCUCAAUGUGUAUUCUGGAACCUAACUUCACGUAGCUGGGACAAUAAUGGUUGUACCAUGCCGAUGACAACCUCAGAUUAUACCAAAUGUUCUUGUACUCACUUGACUUCCUUUGCCAUUUUAAUGGAUUUCACCAACUCUUUGGAAGAAAUGCGUCAUGAUGACGGAUUAAAUCGGUCAUCUUUUGUUGAAACUUCAUUAGAUUGGCUUACUUUCAUUGGAUGUACGUUAAGCAUCGUAUCUUUGACUAUAUGUAUCCUAAUAUUCACCAUUUUCAAGUCACUAUACAAUAGUAGAACUACCAUCCAUAGAAACCUGUGUAUCUCAUUACUAAUGGCAGAGGUAUUGUUUCUAUUUGGCAUUGACGACACUGAAUAUGUACUUCUAUGUAGAGUCGUCGCCAUAGCUUUACAUUACUUCUUCCUAUGUGCCUUCGCAUGGAUGCUGCUGGAAGGGUACCAACUGUACCUAAUGUUGAUCAAAGUGUUCGAUGCAAAGUCGAGGACCUUGUGGUACUAUUGUUGUGGAUACCUCAUGCCAGCUAUUAUUGUUUUUGCUUCGGUUUUGGUUUCGGUGGAGAAUUAUGGCACUGAGGAUUAGUAAGUUACUGUAAUAUAUUGAUUUUUGAAAAUUUAGGUAACAGAUCAAUAGAGAUAAGCUGGAUUUCUGUAGUUAAGCUUAAGGGGAGGGGAUAAGGUAGGGUUGGACAAGAAAAGGUAGGAGAGGGGUAGGGUAAGGUAGGAAAUGGUAGGGUAGGGCAGACAAAGGUAGGACAGGUUGGAAAAUGUAGGGUAGGGUAGGAAAAGGCAGGGUAAAGCAGAAAAAAACAGGGCGAGUAGAAAGAACUAGGGCAAGGGUAGUAAAAAUUAGGGUAGGCGAGGAAAAAGCAGGGUAGGGUAGAAAAGGUAGGGAUGAAAUAAAAAUGUAGGGUGGGGUAGAAAAAUGUACGAUAGUGUAGGAAAAGGCAAGAUAGGGUAAAAAAUGAAGGCAGGGCAGAAAAAGGUAGGGUAGGGUAUUGUAAGUUAGGGUAAGGUAAGGUAUUUUAGGGUAGGGUAAGGUAGAGUAGGAUAGGGUAAGGUAGGGUAGGGAGGGUAGGCUAGGGUAGGGUAGGGUAGGGUAGGGUAGUGUAGAGUAGGGUAGGGUAGGGUAGGCUAGGCUAGGGUAGGGUAGGGUAGGGUAGGGUAGGGUAGUGUAGAGUAGGGUAGGGUAGGGUAGGGUAGGAUAGUGUAGGGUAGGGUAGGGUAGGGUAGGGUAGGGUAGGGUAGGGUAGGGUAGGGUAGGGUAGGGUAGGGUAGGGAAGGGAGGAUAGGGUAGGGUAUGGUAGGGUAAAAUAAAGUAGGGAGGGUAAGGAAAAAAAUGAAUCAAAACUUUAAAAUUUUAGUUGCUGGAUAGACGUUACGACUCCAACAAUCUACACUUUUGUUGCCCCAAUUGGUCUGAUUGUUCUAUUCAACAGUGGAGUACUAAUACUAGCAUUAAGAACAGUAUUGGCCGUUCGAAACAGAGAUCGAAGCUUGGCGGCUCGAGUGUUUGGCUGGCUCAAAGGCUCGGCUAUGUUACUAUUUUUGCUUGGAAUUACUUGGGUCUUUGGAUUUUUAAGCGCAAUUCACGUUUUUCAACCAUACGUGGCGUAUAUCUUCACCGUACUUAAUUCAUUGCAGGUAACGUGGUCGUAUUUUAUGCUUUAUACCUAACUCUGCCCCUACCUCUACUCUUACCCCUGCUUCUUCAUCCACCAUUACCCCCCUCCCCAAAUAAAAAUAUAUUUACAUUUCGUCCACAUGGUAUUGAUUUCUUUCUCAUACCACUACCACCACUCCUAUCCUUAUUUUAAUUUUUUGUUUCUACUCUUACUGCUGCCUUUACUCAUAGCGCUGCCCAUAAUAUACACAUAAAUUUACAUUUCGUCCACAUGAUAUUGAUUUUUUUCCUUACCCAUACCCUACCCCGAUUUUUUAUCUCUACCCUUACCGCUGCCCUUACUCAAACUUUUAUCGAUAAAAUACUAAAAAAUUUACAUAUCCUCCACAUAGUAUUGAUUUUUUUCUCCCACUUCUAGUCAUCCAAAUAAAAUUUUCAAAAAUGACCUUUUUUAAAAUUACGAAUUUUAAAAAAAUUGUAAAAUACGACAUAAAUAUACUCCUGUAAAUAUUCGCUUUCCAGGGUACCUUCAUCUUCUUCCUUCAUGUCAUAAUGAAUGACAAGGCGCGUCAAUGCGUAUCCAGGUGUCUUCGUGAUGGAGUAUGUUGUCAAGCCCCGUUGAGUUCAUCGAUGCAAUCCAAGAAUGGGGUUCGACCCGACAGUAGUUCGUACAACAAAAGUAACAACUUUUUUGCGUUGAGAAAGGACAGAAUACUACAAUGGUGGCCGUUGAAGUCGUCCAACAGCAAUUCAAGAGCUUCGAAUGGGGAGAAACAAGGAAACAGCGAGGAACCUCGUAAGGAUUUUGAUUUUUUCUAAAUUUUAACAGGUCUUGGGGGAUGGAAAGGAUUUUUUGAGAUUUUUUACCCUGUUCUAUCCCACUUUCUCUCACUCACAUUUAAUUGUUCUGCCCUGCUUUGUAGACAUGAGGAACUGGCCGGACCCAAUUUUCAGGCCCGAUCAAAAUUUUGCUCAGCCCCGGCCCGUUCCUCAUGUCUACUGCUUUGCCCUCCCCUUCUUUGCCCUGCUUUUAUUUGCCCUUGAACUGUCUUAUCCUUCUCUGUAUUGUUCUGCCCUACCCUACUAUACCCUACCUUUUUAAUUUGUUGCCUAGUGUAAAGAAAGUUCUGGCUAUUUUUUGAAUACAGGAAAGAAAGUUCUUGCAAUUUUUUUACGAUUUAAAGAUUUUUUUCAAUUUUUUGAUUUUUCAACCAAUGAAAAGGAAGUUUUUGCUCUUUUCGAGUUUGUAAAGAAAGUUUUCGCCUUUUUGGGUUUGUAAAGAAAGUUUUUGCAAUUUCUCAUCCUGUAAAGAAUAUUUUUGCCGUGAUUGGUGUUAGAAAAAAAGUUCUUGCCGUUUGUCUUCUUGUAAACAAAGUUCUUGCGAUUUUUUAAUUUUUAAAGAAAUUUUUUGCCAUUUUUCAUUUUGUAAAGAAAGUUUUUGCCAUUUUUUGUUUUGUAAAGGAAGUUCUUGCCAACUUUCAUUCUGUAAAGAAAGUUCUUGUCACUUUCAUUUUGUAACGAAAGUUCUUGCUAUUUUUUGCUUUGUAAAGAAAGUUCUUGCCAUUUUUCAAUUUGUAAAGAAAGUUCUUGCCAUUUUUCAAUUUGUAAAAAAAGUUCUUGUCAUUUUUCAAUUUGUAAAGAAAGUUCUUGCCAUUUUUCUUUUUUUCACAAUUUUUAAUUUCAGAAGUCCAAGUGAUUGACCCACGACCAGAACUCAAACACAUUGACAGUAAGGACGAGGAAGAUGAGGUUGUGACAAGGAAGCGACUUUUAAGUCCAGAUGCCUCAUUGAAAAUUGAACGAUUUUAA